Messenger RNA from Rhineura floridana, 1613 nucleotides. RefSeq names its product septin 1 (gene SEPTIN1). Bases 71 to 1162 code for a protein of 363 amino acids. Gene Ontology annotation, biological process: cytoskeleton-dependent cytokinesis; regulation of exocytosis. The transcript is spliced from 11 exons. Lineage: Eukaryota; Metazoa; Chordata; Lepidosauria; Squamata; Rhineuridae. Gene Ontology annotation, cellular component: septin complex; cell division site; septin ring. The record is from RefSeq and is a predicted model, not a curated record. Gene Ontology annotation, molecular function: GTP binding; GTPase activity; molecular adaptor activity.
GUUAGAGCCAACAAGGUGCACACACAUCCUUGCAGCGAGCGUCUCCCCAGUACAACUAGAGAGACCCGUUAUGGAUAAAGAUUACGUUGGCUUUGCUACCCUGCCCAGCCAAGUCCACAGGAAAUCGGUGAAGAAGGGAUUUGACUUCACCCUGAUGGUAGCAGGAGAAUCUGGACUGGGAAAAUCCACUCUUGUCAACAGCCUUUUCUUGACAGAUCUGUACAAGGACCGGGUGCUUCCAGACACACAAGACAAGAUCCCCCAGACUUUGGAGAUUGUCAAACAUGCAGUAGAUAUUGAAGAAGCGGGGGUGAAAGUGAAACUGACAGUGAUUGAUACCCCAGGAUUUGGGGAUGCAGUGGACAACACUGAGUGCUGGAAGCCAAUAGCCCAUUUUAUUGAUUGCCAGUUUGAGCAGUAUUUUCGAGAUGAGAGUGGCUUGGAUCGCAAGAAUAUCCAGGAUGGACGUGUCCACUGCUGUCUCUAUGUCCUAUCACCCUUUGGACAUGGGCUCCGCCCCCUAGACAUUGUAUUCCUCCAAGCCAUCGACGAGAAAGUCAAUAUUGUGCCAGUGAUUGGAAAGGCAGACAGCUUGACUCCAACAGAGGUGCAACGCAAGAAAAAGAAGAUCCGGCAAGAGUUAGAAGAAAAUGGGAUCAAUAUCUACGAGUUUCCCGACUGCGACUCAGAUGAGGACGAAGAGUUCAAAGCUCAGGAUGCUGAGAUGAAGAGGAGCAUCCCCUUCGCUGUAAUUGGAUCCAGUCACGUGGUCAAAGAGUUGAAGGACAAAGUGUUCCGUGGACGGCAAUAUCCUUGGGGGACAGUUGAAGUGGAAAACUCUGCUCACUGUGACUUCCUCAAACUUCGGAACAUGUUGAUUCAAACCCAUAUGCAGGACUUAAAGGAUGUGACCCAGGAAGUUCAUUAUGAAAAUUACCGUGCACAGUGCAUUCAGAGUCUGACUAGACCUGGGGCUCGGGACCGCAGCAGUCGCGCGAAACUGUCACGUCAAAGUGCCACUGAGCUGCCACUCCUACCUCUGGCCGAGACAGAGAAAUUAAUUCGGGAGAAGGACGAGGAGCUCCGCCGGAUGCAAGAAAUGCUACAGAGGAUGCAAGCACAGAUGCUGCAGAGCAAAGGGGAGCAAUGCGACAGCCUCUGAAAUGCAGAGGAGUGCUUUUCCCACACUGCUGUGAGAACCCUGGAAGGGAGAAACUUUGUCUUACUUCCAUGUGGCCAAAGAUCAAAGAGGACCACUGGGUGCGGAAAUGGCAGUGUUAGUGGGUACGCUGUGCAUUGAAGGAAGGAAGAGACUGUCACUAGGGGCAUGGGUUGGGAUCCUGUGGCCCUCUGGAUGUUGCUGGACUACAACUCCCAUCUUCCCUGACCACUGGCCAUCUCGGUUGGGGCUGAUGGGAGUUGGGAGUCCAACAACAUCUAGAGGGCCACAGGUUCAACAUCCCUGGCUUAAGAAAUUGUUGCACUGGAUAACCUGUGUCUCUCAUAUAUAGUCCUUCUUCUUUUCCCCGACAGUGCCAACUCACUGGCAUAGCAUGGCUUCAGUAAGAUGCAACGACUGGUCAAUGAAAAUAAAAUAAAUUUUACAAAGCUUA